UGAAUCGAAGACAAAUAACUGUUCCCUUCAACAGUCCCCCUUCUGUUUUUACUCCUGAGACUGCAGAUUUCAGCUUGUAAAUUAACACAAGAAGCUCAGAAAAUGGUUGGGUUAGGAUCCGUUUCGACACCAAUGUGCAUCACUUCACCGUUACCUUGUAAACCCAGAAGCAAUUUCCCAGGAAAACUUUCACACCCACUUCUUGCAAUUCACAAAUUUCAUUCUCUGCCUCUGUCAUCUCAUUUCUCCCCUCAGAAGAACAAAGUAAUUGAAACCCAUUUCACUUUGAAAGCUUCUUCUUCAUCUUCUACAGUGGGAACUGCAGAUUACACUGAGGAACCCACAACCAAAGUGAAAUUUCAGACAUCUUUAAGUUUGCCUGGUUGCUCAAGUUCCUUGUCUUUGCUCGGUACAGGGUACAGGGAGAAAGUUUUUGCCAUCAUUGGUGUUAAGGUUUAUGCUGCUGGAUUAUAUGUCGAUCAAUCCAUCUUAAGUAAAUUGGAUGCCUGGAAGGGACGGUCUGCUACUCAACUUCAAGAUGACAUGUUCUUGUUCAAGUCGAUUUUCGAGGCUCCAAUGGAGAAAUCGUUGCAGAUUGUGCUGGUCAGAGAUGUCGAUGGCAAAACAUUCUGGGAUGCUUUGGAUGAAGCUGUCUCCCCAAGGAUCAAGGCGCCAACACCGGUCGAUGAAUCUGCACUAUCCACAUUACGUAGUAUUUUCCAAGGACGACCUCUUAAUAAAGGAACUUCCAUCUUUUUGACUUGGCCCGACACAUCCAAAAUGCUUAUUGCUGUCUCAUUGGAUGGAAUACCAACUUGUAUGGAUGCUACAAUUGAGUCGGCAAAAGUAGGUUCUGCACUUUUUGAUGUAUUUUUCGGAGAUUCUUCGGUUUCUCCUUCAUUGAAGACAUCAGUUGCCGGUGGGCUGGCCGCCUUUCUCAAGUAAAUACAAUGAGGUAGUUUCCUCGAGU
Messenger RNA from Hibiscus syriacus, 970 nucleotides. RefSeq names its product fatty-acid-binding protein 3, chloroplastic. Gene Ontology annotation, cellular component: chloroplast stroma. Bases 103 to 945 code for a protein of 280 amino acids. NCBI's taxonomy places the organism in Eukaryota, Viridiplantae, Streptophyta, Magnoliopsida, Malvales, Malvaceae. The record is from RefSeq and is a predicted model, not a curated record. Gene Ontology annotation, biological process: fatty acid metabolic process. The transcript is spliced from 5 exons. Gene Ontology annotation, molecular function: fatty acid binding; intramolecular lyase activity.